This is a messenger RNA of Vanessa tameamea, 3509 nucleotides long. RefSeq lists its product as uncharacterized. The record is from RefSeq and is a predicted model, not a curated record. The coding region runs from base 122 to 2302 and encodes 726 amino acids. Lineage: Eukaryota; Metazoa; Arthropoda; Insecta; Lepidoptera; Nymphalidae. The transcript is spliced from 6 exons.
UAGUGAGAAUAAUUUUAUUACAACAUUAGAGCUAUCUUCAAAAUAAAAUAUACCGAUAAAUGUAAUAUAAGAAGAAAAUGAUAAAAUAUCUCAUUAAUUAAAUAAAAGAAAAAUCGUUAAGAUGGCAUUGUUCAUGAAACAGGACUUCAAUCCACCCAUGUUAUCGAGACGAUGGAUCGCAAUAAAAUUCAGACCGAAUAUGCUCUUAUACAGCCGGGAGCACAUCAUAUCGAUCCUCGAAAGUGGUCUCCUGUUCCGAGAGGACAGCGUAGAAGUGGAACAGGAAGCCCCCGCGGCGGAAGCGCUGUGGGGACGCGCGGGGGGCACAAAGGGGGGCUGGUUCACGCAAGGGGAGCGGAAUCUAGCUCUGCUGGCUACUUUGGUACUCGUUGCAGCCGCACCUCCUAGAAAUUUCCAACGCUCCACGCUGCUCAAGCUGGCGGGGUACGCGAUCGUGCCCGUCGCGUUGCGGGCGUCGCACCGCCUGCAGUGUCGCGGGGCGCUCAAGGCGCUGCUGCCGCUCAUGCGCGACUACAUGGCGCUCGUGCGGCGCGCCACGGCCUGCUGCCGGGAAUACGCGACCUUACACGCCCGACUUACCUCAGUAACAACAGUGAUAGAGUCGAUGCGCACAAUGUUGGGUCGACAACAGUCUGAACUGUUGAUUUUGAUGUCGCGAGCGACAUCCUCACUGCUGGGGAACGUUCCAUGGUUGCACGGAGACGUGGCUUGCGAGUUCGAUAGUGAAAACCUAAUGAAAAUCCAUCACGCCUUCCUAGUUGUCCAAUCAACACUAUUGAAGUACAUAGCGAUGGCACACGCUAUCCCAUCUGCGCAUGCGCUGAAAAUAUACAAAAACCACAACGAGAGGAUACAUUGGAUCCAUAAUAUUCUAAUUCAACACCUAGUCCAAGAAUUUAAAGAGAAUUAUGAAGCAUUAGAACGAAUGUAUAGAUUAUUAAAGAAUUACGGUGCGAAAGACAGCGACAGUGCACUGAAAAAACCAGGUUCGGCCAUAAAUGAUACGUGGUUGUACUCAGACGUACAUACAGGCAUAGCUAGGUCAUGUCUAGAACUGAAACUGGCUCUCGAGAGGUGUAGCCACCUAGAUAUGUUCCUAGAUUCGUGCGCGAUGAAUAAACAGGAGAUAAGCCUGGAUGUUCUAGAUAAAGAUAUAGAUGAAAUUAUAGAUAACAUCACGAAAUGUCUAUCAACAGUUCAGAAUUCACAAAUAAGAUUGAAGAAGAUGAAGAACAAACUACGCGUCGGCGAUGAAGAAAUUAAAAUUGAUGAUAAAGAAUACGAGGAAGCGAAUAUUUUAAAAAUCGAAGACAAGGAACCGGUUAUACGUGAUGAAGUUUUCUAUUUCGUCAAAACGGAGGAUGAAAGCGUUCCAGCACUACUAGGUGAUAUAGUAACGGGUCCUGGUUUAAAAGAAAAGGAGAAUUCAAAAGUAGUUUUAAAGGAAUUACAAAGGAAAUUGGUGAAAAGAGAAGACAUGAUGAGAGAAAGAGAGAGGCAGGCGUUAGCGAAGACGAUGCCAGAGUUGAAAAACAUACCAGAAUUCCCAAGACAAAUCAAAUACGAGGAGUUCUUAGAGCGCAAAGGUUUUAUAUCGAAGAUGAAAAGACGAAGAACAAUGAAAAAACUGUUUAAGAAGUAUAAAAUAACGAAACGCAACGAUAAAAGGAAAAAAUUAGAUAAUUUCAAAUUAAGAAUCGAUAAAUAUGAAACAGAAAACGAUAUAACGAAUGAUAUCUUCAAGACGACAGACGAAUUUAAAGUUGAAACUCAACUUUUAACAAUAACUAAGACAAAAGAAUCGUUUUUAGUAACGAAAUGGCUUCAAAAUAUUACCAAAGACACUAAUGGCCUGGAAUCGAGCGGUCUCUCCGACGACCUAAGCGAUGUCGAAGCAAGCGCAGAAAACAGACAAGUAAUAAACAAUAAUAGAAACACGAUUGACACCAAAAACUACAGAUUUACAAGGAAAGAUCUAGAACUAUCUCCGUCGUCGUCCGAAAGCGACUUCGAUCAUUUGUACAACGAGAGAAUUUCAAUACUGAACGACGUCAGACGCUAUCGAGCGGUUAGGAAGAAGAAUGUACCAGCGAAAAGAUUGUCCGUAGACAAUGUAGAUGAAAGCUUGAAGCCCAUAGAGUAUAGCUUCGGUACUGGCUUGGCAAUGGCCUCCGUGUUACAGAUAAAUAAUAACGCUAAACUACCGAAUAUGAUUCAAGAAGAGGUUUUCAUCGGAGACGGAGAAGUGUCCGAAGACAGUGGAAAUGAUGAAGAUGCUUAGUUCAGCAAAUAUUCUAUGAAAAAUGGAAGUCGAUUUACGGUGCUAUGCUAUUUUGAUACGUAUUAUCCAAAAGUAAUGCCGAAGAAAAUGGCGCGUAUGACUUUUUAAAAGUUCACGGUUCGAGUUGAGAUACAUAUAAUUUAAGGCCUACACAUAUCAGAUGCAAGAUUAAUUGUGUCUGUGUAUAUAUCACCGUAAAAUUGUAAGGACCGUUAGUUUAUGACAUAUCUACGUAUUCCAUGCGAUUUAAUACUACAUCUGCUGUAUACUAUAUUACAAACAGUUCUUGAUUAAUAUAUCUUUAUUUAUAAUACAACUACUAAUAUCCACUUUAAUUUUACUUCCAAAGUUCUGAUAGCAAUUUCGCCGCCAUUUGUAACCACAGAUUGAUCAAGAUUUCGAUCAAUGAUGUCGCGUCAUUUCUAUGUCAAACUUGUUUAUUUGUCUUUAUUGGUCGAAACCGUCUAGACAGAUUGUAAAAUUUUAAAAUGAGCAUUAAAUUUAAAUAAACUGUUUAUAUGUUUAAAAUAAACUGAUACACCUUAAACAUAGUUGAUUGUUUAAGUGUGUUUUAAUAGAUCUGAUGGCCUUUGUAUCAGCUUUGACCAGUCGAGCAGCGUUACAGAACUAUCGAUAGUUUGACUAUCGAUAGUUGACCUCUAAAACGAUUCAGGAUAUCGAUAGUACUAUCGAUAGUAUCGCUAGCUCUCUGUAAGCAAAACUAUUGUUAGCAGCGAUACUAUUGAUACUAUCGAUAGUGUCGAUAAUUUUGGACUAUCGAUACUUUAGGUUUAAAGUUAUGAUUUUCGCAAUACUAUCGACAGUAUAACUCAUGGGGAGCUAUCGAUAGUAUUGACACGUGACAAUACUAUCGAUAGACUAUGGAUACUAUCCCUAACACCUGUACUAUCGAUAGUGGACUAUCGAUAUGCAACACUACAGUAGAGUACUUGGAUCCGAUCUGAGCUACAAUUGAUCGGGGUGGGGUCUACAAUUUUGGUUUUAAUUAAAUAGUUUUACAUUAUUCUUGGUUAUUUAAUAAGCUCAAUUCUAACAGUGCUAUAAGUGAUCUGGACUGUGUUAUUAGACGCCAUAAAACCUUGUCACAAAUCGUGGUAAAUAAGAAAAUGUCCUGUAUACAUUAAAUGUUGUCGGCAAUAAGUAGUAUUCGUUUAUUUAGUAGGUGCUUCGAUUUGAAUAAACUUUU